Messenger RNA from Fusarium sp. VM40, 1659 nucleotides. The record is from the annotation of a GenBank genome assembly. Lineage: Eukaryota; Fungi; Ascomycota; Sordariomycetes; Hypocreales; Nectriaceae.
AUGGUGUCCACGCUGGAGCCUCCAACCGCCUCCUCAGUCUCCCGCCGCGGCCCCUCCUCCAUCGUCUCUCGUCAGUCUCAAUCACAUUCGCGAUCGAAGCGCUACAAUCGCUCUCAUACUGGAGGCACUUCUCACGGUCUCCAGAAUGAGUUCCCUGUCUUUAGCAGUGGCGAUGUCGAGAUUGUAGUCCGCGCGCGAGAGACCCCCCGCGACGCAGCUCCCACGCAGAACCGUUAUCUGCUUCAUCGCCAUACUCUCACUCGGUCCAGCGGCUUCUUUGAAGUUAGCACAUCGAAUCAGUGGUCUCGCGCUCGCGCACUUCCAGCUGGUAACGAGCUUUCCCGUAUUGGCGAGGAUGGAGAGCCCAGUCCUAUCAAUGGAAGCGAAGUCAGUUCCUCAUCGCAGAGAGGAAGCACCCAUCCGCCCAGAAAGAAAUGGCGAUACGAGCUAGACCCAAGAUCGGGACCCAACGAUAUCCCUAUGCUAGUUCAACGAGACGAAUCGUCGCGAGACACCACACAAUCCUUGUUCGGCCCUGCAUCAGCUCCACCUACAGUCAGUUCUAGAGACUCGCGCUCUUCUCAAAGUCGCUCCAAGCAUUCCCACUCGCAUUCGCGAUCGCUAUCCAAUUCGUCGACUCCAAGUGGAUUCUUCCGCUCCGUCGCCAAUCUUAGUCUCUCCUCCAACCACCCUCCUCCAGCUCCCGAGUUAUCGCAAGCUGAUGAGGACCUUUUGCGCGACUACGACAACCUCUUUCGCAUCUUUUACAAUUACCCGCCUGUGCUCGAUAGCGUCAAUGUCGCAGAUGCCUAUGUCCAAUGCAAGAGCCUGCUCAAUCUCGCCGACCAAUAUGACGCCCUUGCUGUGGUGGGACCUCGAGUUGAUCACCACAUGCUGCAGUUCCAGUCACGUCUCUGGAAGCAAAUCGCAAAAUAUCCAAUCUCAUAUCUGCGCCUUGGGUACCUAGCUCGCAGCAGGGUCAUCUUUCAGGAAGCCCUGAUUCACGUCGUUGGGCAGUGGCCUGCCGGUGAGCGCAGCCUGCGUGCAGCCCUGCCCGACAUUGUCCUGGAUAUUAUCGAGGAUAAGGUGGAGGAGCUGGAGGAAACUGUCGGCCGCAUCGAGGGACGCCUCUUCCGCCUUGGGCUCACCAACAGCCGUGGUGAACGUGUCGGCCCAAGCAACAAUUAUCUCGACUGGUUGUCCAUAAGCCUCUUCCGCCAAUGGCUGGCCGACAACACCUCUCCGCAGCCGCCUCCCGAUCAGCGACGCAGGACAACCUCUCGUGACGGUGGCCGCAGCGUCGCCGCCUUACCCCCCGCCGCCCCGCCGUUGAAUUCUGUCGGACGUGCAUAUCGUCAACUGGGUUCCAAUAACCCCACCUCUUUCCUCGGCCACGAUGACUGCAAGCGAUUUCUCAAGCUUACCCCGGAGCUCUACAGCCGGGAGAACCUCCGAAGAUUCGAGAAGCGCCUGGACGAGCUAAAGACGAUGGCUCGAGAGAUUGUGCGACCCCUCAUGGGCAGCAAUCUCGAACUCGAUAUGGGCGGUACCUCGCGUACCCCAGACAGUAUUACCUACCUCACUUGCACCACCGUUGUGAACCGAGACUUGCCUUGGGUGAUGGAGGAUCAGGCGGCAGUAGGGCUUGUUGCCAACUGA